AAGUUGACUCUGAAGCCCUAAUCGGCCCAUGUGAUCGCCGUGCACCGAGACUGGAUUGCCAGCGAGCCAGACAGGGAGAUCAAAGCAUCGGCUGCAGCUCUUCACAAGCUCCCCUGAUCCAACUGCUUGCCAAGAUGGGAAGGAAACUGGAUCUUUCCAAGCUAACGGAUGAAGAGGCCAAGCACGUUUGGGAGGUGGUUCAACGGGACUUUGAUCUGCGGAAGAAAGAGGAAGAGAGAUUGGAGGACCUGAAAUGCAAGAUUGAAAAAGAGGGCACCAAGAGGGAGCUCUUGUCCAACCAGUCCCACCUCAACGAGACCCACUGCGUCCACUGCCUGCAGCCCUUCAAGUUCCUGGUGAACAGCAAGCGCCAGUGCUUGGACUGCCACUUCUACACCUGCAAGAACUGCAGCCGCUACCACAAAAAGGAGCAAGCCUGGAUCUGCGACCCUUGCCGCUUAUCCAGGAUUGUGAAGAUUGGCUCCCUGGAGUGGUAUUAUGAACACGUGAGAUCCCGUUUCAAGCGGUUUGGAAGUGCUAAAGUGAUGCGGUCUCUCUACGGCAGGCUACAGCACGGGCAGAAAAUGACUCCAACGUUGCUAGGUCUUCAUGGCAGAGUUUACAGCUUGCCAGACAUCAACAGUGAGUGCCAGCUGCGUGCCAGCGGCGGGGUGCGCAGUGACAGCGAUGAUGAAGACGACCUCGUGGAUGGCGCCGAAGCUGAGCACUACACUAGGAUGCGCAAGACAAAGCGCCUGCUAUCUGUUCAUCCUUUUGAUUUUGAACUGGACUCGGAAUAUUCCGCUCAAUCACGCCGUCAAUCUGUGCAGCUUUCUCAAACUCCGGUCAGCCAGGAUGGCCACCAGUCAUUCCUGGACUUCCCAGAUGCCGGUGAGGACACCUCCCGGAAGGAGACAAUGAUCGCUGAAGCAGACCUGGCUGCAGUGUUCCACCAGAUCCUUCAGGAGCAGGGACAACAUAUGACCCCUCCAGAGCAGGAGUUUAGCACCGAGGUCCGGCUGACAGUGAACUCACGAAGGAAGAGCCUGGAAAGGAAUCCCAAACCUGGCAGCCCAUGGACCGAGCAGCACCGACCCCAGUACUCAGCGGAUAUGGACACCUCGGAUGAGGACAUAAAGGGAGCCCAGAAGAUACCUGUCUACCAGCCCCAUCACGUGAAACGCCGAAACAGAGCCUCCUCCCAGGAGAGUAUAAACCACUCUGGAAAUCAGAUAUUUGAACUCAACAAACGCAUGUCAGCUAUUGAACGCAUGCUGAACCGUCUGGAGGAAAGAAUCCUGGUGCACUCAGAAGAGUCUCCGGCCCCUGAGUCCCACACCGAUGCAGAUGUGGAAGAGGAGGAAUUGAAGAGGAAGCUGGAAGAGUUAGCCAGCAACAUCAGCGACAAAGGAGUUUCGUCUGAGGAAGACGAGGAAAAGAAGAAGGGUGAACCAAAACCCGAAAUGAGCUCCCCCAGGAGUGACCCACCCAGUGAUGCUCAGAAGGUCUGCACGACUGCUGGGAAGACAUCCGGGCUGGACCAAACCCCGAGGGACCUAGAGGAACGUGCGCGGCACAGCGGGACCACAGACUCCGAGCUGUCAGAGCUGGAGGACAAAGUGGCAUCAGCGGCCGUGCAGAUGCAGCGUGCCGAGAGCGAGGUUUCCGAUAUAGAGUCUCGAAUCGCAGCCCUGAGUGCUGCUGGGCUGACGGUGAAACCAGUGGAAAAGCCAAAGAAGAAAUACAGCACACAGCUGUUUAUGCUCCAGCCUCCCAGGAACGCAGGUAGCAGCCCAGGAGAUCAAAGUACGGACUCUUCAGAGAUGGCAUUGCCAGAUGACUUCAAAGUAAUGUCUAUGCCACAGGUGUUAAGGAGAAAAUUCAACAGUUCCCUUGAAAUUGCCGACGGCGACGAAUCCUUUGAUCGAAACUCCAUUUACCGAGGCUCUUUGACACAGAGGAACCCCAACGGGAAGAACAGGAAAGCAGAUCGCAUCUUCGCGAAGCCUGUGAUGACCCAUCGACCCUGAAGAAGAUGGAGCCUCCCGACACUGCAAUUUUACUAACAAUGCCCGGCCUCAGCUCAGAGCUUCACCUUUAUUUCCCUCAACACAUUCUCCAAAGGGCUGGACAGAGAGGAGGAGGCAGUCCCAUGGGACAGGGAAAUCCUGCCAAGUUGUGCUGACAGAGCUCCGGCUCCACCUCGCUACUCAAGCAACCAAGUCCCAAUAAGAAUCUUGCUGCCUGUUCCUGACAGGGAUUUCCAGUCCACAGUGUCUGGCAAAGCAGCCCCAGCUGUCACACCACACACCCACUAUGUCUCUUCCGCAAGUCUCCAUUGUUGUGAAACUAGGGCAUCUGUCUGCAUUUGAAAGCAGCGUUGUCAAGGCUGGUAGCUGUGAGAGUUAACUCAGGGGGCCAGAUACAUGCUGGGGGAGAUUUAGGUUGGAUAUUAGGAAAAACUAUUUCACUAGGAGGGUGGUGAAGCACUGGAAUGGGUUCCCUAGGGAGGUGGUGGAAUCUCCUUCCUCAGAGGCUUUUAAGGUCAGGCUUGACAAAGCCCUGGCUGGGAUGAUUUAAUUGGGGAUUGGUCCUGCUUUGAGCAGGGGGUUAGACUAGAUGCCCUCCUGAGGUCCCUUUCAACCCUGAUAUUCUAUGAUUCUAUGAUAAUUCUGGUGGCGUCAGUGGAGUGAGUUGCUUUCCUCUUGGGUUGGUGUAGAGAAGUCAGUGGUUGGACCCAUCAGUAUUCAAGAGUUUGCAGUGGAUUUAAAGUGCCCGCUCCCCACUGCCUCGAAUGGGGGUCACAUGGCUAAAACCCAGCCCAACACUUUAAAAAUGUGCUGCUAGACGUUUGCAAAGAUCACUCCACAGUCAGUUGUCCAAGUUCUGUCCAUUCACCCCUCUCCCCCCAUGGGCAGGAGCGAGGGAAGCUUCCUAAAAGAGGGUUGGAGGUCACCUCAGUAUUUUAAAAUAACAUUUAGUUUAAGAAUGAUCCAUGUGAAUCCUCGUGUGAGUAACAUGUCAUUGCAUUAGGCUUCGGUCAUGAGCGGAGGCAGGGAACUUCUCGAGAUACGUCCUGCAGUCACCUAACAUGGUAAUUGCAAUAGCUGUGGGCAGGACCCAGAGUUACCACGUCACAGGAAAUUCUGUGCUUUUGGGCAUUUUUUCCUUUCUGAAAUGGAACGAAAACAAAAUAUUUUAUCUCCAGUGAAACCAAAUUCCAAAAAAAGUUUGGGGGUCAAUCAAAACAUUUCAUUUCAAUAAAACUGAAACAUUUCAUUCCCAUUUCAAUCUCAAAACUUUCAAAUGUUUUUAGAUAAAAAAAAUUUUUUGGAAAAGUCAUCUUGAACUGAAAAAUGAAAAUGUUCUAGUCCCAAUAUGUCAAAAUUGGAUGUUUCAACCUUAUUAAAAUACUUCUUGGGAUGUGGAGAAAAUUUAUCAAAAUCGACAUGUUUUUCAAAACAUUCUAAUUUGACAAAAUUUGCAUUUUGGGGGGGGGGGGAAACAAAUUUUGAUGAAAAAUUUCCAACUAGCUGUAGUUGUGACCAACUAAUGGUAUUUGUAUCCUCAACCUACUGUUCUUAUACUCUUGGACAUGCUAGCUGAAAUGAACCAAUGUGACUUCUCCGCGGCUACUGCCUCAUUUUUAGUAUAAUUCAUACAGAAGCUACUUAAAGUCUCAGAUUCCCUUCGUGACCCUUUAGAAGUCAUUUCCAUUCUCACUAGUAUAGUCCAAGCUGAGAUCUUGAGUUCUCUUUAAGUUGGCAUAAGGCUAGGCUGUUCCGAGAAAUAAGUAUAUCCGACUGUAAAUAAUUAUCUCUAUGUUAGAAACCAACUUCUAGCCACAACCAUGUCAUCACAGCACCCUGAAAAAAAAUUAAAUGACCAAUUGUAUAUGUCUCACCACUGAGCUGACCUCAAGCAUAACCCAGUGACCCAGAUCCUCAGGUUGGUGUAAGGCAACUCAAUUGAAGUCAAUAGAAUGAUGCAGAUUUAAACCAGCGGCCUGGUGUUUUUUAAAGCCACAGUACAGUACUACCUAGACUAUAAACACAUCCUCUGCUAUGUGCAGUGUGACGGGUUGGAUCACAGAAACCCCCUUGGGAACUGCCAACUGCUGUGCCAAGACUUCUGCCCCUGCUUUCCCUGCCAGCCUGGGACUCCAGCACCCUGUCUUGUUGAGCCAGACACGCCAG
This is a messenger RNA of Chrysemys picta bellii (western painted turtle), 4196 nucleotides long. The record is from RefSeq and is a predicted model, not a curated record. Lineage: Eukaryota; Metazoa; Chordata; Testudines; Emydidae.